AUGUACGCAGCUGUCACGCUCUUCGUCUUCAUGUGCUUGACUGCCACCACCUACGCAGAUCACCAUCAGCCUUGUCAUGCACCCAAUAUGACAGGAGUCAUGAGUGUGAUGACCCUCAAAGGUGAAGUGAAAGCAUGCGGUGCAUUCACGUAUGAUUCGAUGGGCAAGAAACUACGGUUCAGGUCAAAUGAGAGCUCCCCCAUGAACACUUCACUAGGUUUGGAUCUGCUGAUGUUUUUUGAUGAGGGGAUUUUCUACGAGAUUGACAGCAAAAACCAGAGCUGUGAGAAAAAAACAUUGCACUGCAACCUGCACCCUCUAGAUAUUCCCGAUGAUGCAAAAUUUUAUGUCACGAUUACCUCGGGGAGCCCAUCCAUCGAAGGGGAGGGAUUAAAAGUGAAUCUGUGGACAGGAUCAAUGCCAGGCCAGAAAGGUCACUACUCCAUGUCUGUAACCAUGGGAUGUCUGCCUAUCAGCACAUUCUACUUCACUGAAUCCACAACAUUCUUAUUCAGCACCAUGGACAUUGAACUUGAGAUCAAGGACCCCGAUCUCCUUGUGGUGCCUUCCUUUUGUCUGGGGCAGCCUGUGGAGGAGACACCUGAAGGGACCUUAAAUAGUUUCCUCAAUGAGUUCAUGUAGAUGAAACCUCGCC
Molecule: messenger RNA, 655 nt
Organism: Chelmon rostratus (copperband butterflyfish)
Lineage: Eukaryota; Metazoa; Chordata; Actinopteri; Chaetodontiformes; Chaetodontidae
Gene: epd
Product: ependymin
Exons: 6
Coding region: 1-642 (213 amino acids)
Biological process (GO): cell-matrix adhesion
Cellular component (GO): lysosome; extracellular region
Molecular function (GO): calcium ion binding
Source: RefSeq, a predicted model, not a curated record